Molecule: messenger RNA, 1869 nt
Organism: Colletotrichum siamense
Lineage: Eukaryota; Fungi; Ascomycota; Sordariomycetes; Glomerellales; Glomerellaceae
Exons: 5
Coding region: 1-1869 (622 amino acids)
Biological process (GO): regulation of transcription by RNA polymerase II; DNA-templated transcription
Cellular component (GO): chromatin
Molecular function (GO): zinc ion binding; DNA-binding transcription factor activity, RNA polymerase II-specific; RNA polymerase II cis-regulatory region sequence-specific DNA binding
Source: RefSeq, a predicted model, not a curated record
AUGCCGGAGUCUGUCGUCGGCGUCGGCGGCCGCGGGUACACCUGCGCAACCUGCGAUAUCGAAGGCGCAAGCUAUAAGUGUCCUUACUGUGAAAAGUCGUUUGCUAGACGCGACGUCUGCCGCAAGCAUACUAUUCACUGCCCGAACAAGAAAGACCAUGAAGCCAUCCCCAUCCUCAAGCGCGGCCAAAAGCCACGAGCGUGCGAUGCUUGCUUCCACAGCAAACAAUCAUGCGACACAUCCGAUCCAUGCGAGCGCUGCGUCUCUCGCAAGCUAGCAUGUACCUACCACAGGCUCGAAGACGCGCCGUCCGUUGCGACGGAUUCCUCGGCUUCGUCAACAGCCGUCGGUACUCCCACCAACAACAACGACAAGGACCGCACAAAGAUCACAGUCGCCUUCCUCCUCGGCCUCACCAACCCAAACUCGGAAAACAUUCUCGAGUUCCUCGCCAGCGAGGCAGCCGCCAGGACUGAAGGCGACGGGCUUGAUUCGAGUAUGAGACCGGUGGUGCCUGCCCCGUUCCCUCCGAACUUGUCCAUCGACCAGGACUUUGCCGCCUUCCUACCGUACCCUUUCGCAACCGGUUUCGUCCCCGAGUCAAUUGACUACCUUUAUGCCAUGUCCGGGCUCGCGGAAACGUCCGGACUGACAGCGUCGCUAAUACAUACACCAACUUCAUCGUACGACCCGGCAAUCUUCGAGUCGCGGGCAGCCAUGAUCGUCUCUGAACUUGAAGAGCUCCACCAUGCAUUGAAGAUCUGCGACCCGUGGUAUGACGGGGCUUUUGACCCCGUUGCUGCGACUUCCGUCUUCUCGGCGGAGAAUCUCUGCAUGUUUGCUGCCACGUACUUCCGCGUGAGCCACAUCGACUUUCCCAUCCUGCACCGGCCAGACUUUGGCACAAACCGGACAACGAAAGAGCUCCUAAUCGCUGUUGCUGUCUCUGGCGCCUUGAGAUCACCGCCCAGCGAUGAUGCUCUAGCUGCCCGGGCCUACCUGAGUCUCAUCGAGGAGUACAUCUUCAGAAGGCUCCAUAGGAUGAUCCCGAACGGCGUGACGCCUGAGUGGACCCCUGAGCUGGAGGCGAGCCUUCAAGCAGCGGUCAUGAUUCAUAGUGUGCAGUUCUUCCGAAACGACAUGGCAACGCGGCGAAAGAACCGCACGCAAAGACUUCCGGUGUUGGUCCAGGCCGUGCGUUGUCUUGGGCUGGCUCAGACGAGGCAUGCACCGCUAUUUCAGUACGAUGAAUUUGUGCGGAACGAGUCUCGCAUUAGGCUGGCAACUUGGAUGGCUUUAGCAGACUGGCAACAAACCGGCAUGUUCAACGUUCCGUCUAUGAUCUCCACCUCAGAGAUAACGUGCGAUCUCCCCUGUCCGCUGGAACUAUGGGAUGCCAGCAAUGCAGAGGAGUAUUAUGAAAUUGCCAAUACCAAGGGGUUCAAUCCUGCGAGGAGGAUAGUAUCACUUAAGCACUGCAUGGAUGCGUUGAUGAGCGAUACUUGGAACGGUAUGGGGAGCUUCCCCUUUCAAGACAUUAAUGCGACGGACCUACAAAUCCUCAUCUUUGGUAUCAAUGGCAUGGUGCUCACUGCAAACUUGAUGGGCGUCCUGGGCCCCAGCACUCGGAAUCUCUCUCGCGCCAUCUCACGUUGGGAGGCAAUGUGGGAGACCAUACAAAGCCGCAUGGAUCCCACUGUAUUCGAAAAGAGUGGAAUGGUCAGAUACAACACUGAGCUCUGCUGGGCAGCGAAGCAGAUCAUCAAAGUCGCCAUCUCUGGGGAUCGGAGUUCGGCGUACAUGCAAAAAGUUGGCCACGAGUCUCUCGUGGAAUUGCAUGAGUUUGUGCGUCAGUAUAGGGACAUAUAA